AUGGAAUUCACCAACCUCGGAAAAUGUCUAUGUUUCGCUUUGAUCCUCGUGAUGUUUGGGGCUUGGUCUUCUGAAGCCACUUCUCGCACUCUCCAAGAUGCAUCAAUGUAUGGGAGAUACGAGCAAUGGAUGGCUCGUUAUGGACGUGUCUAUGAAGUGAUCAACGAGAAGGAGAAGCGCUUCCUAAUAUUUAAGGAAAAUGUAGCAUUUGUAGAAUCAUCCAACAAUGAUGCAAGCAAACCUUACAAAUUAAGUGUCAAUCAAUUUGCAGACCUUACAAAUGAAGAAUUCAUUGCCUUGAGAAAUCGAUUCAAGGGUCAUGAAUGUUCCAGAAAGACCACUUCUUUCAAGUAUGAAAAAGUUACUGUGCCAGCUACUGUAGACUGGAGACAGAAAGGAGCUGUAACCCCAGUCAAGGAUCAAGGCCAAUGUGGUACGUAA
Rosa rugosa (rugosa rose) is the source of this 441-nucleotide messenger RNA. RefSeq names its product senescence-specific cysteine protease SAG39-like. Lineage: Eukaryota; Viridiplantae; Streptophyta; Magnoliopsida; Rosales; Rosaceae. The transcript has a single exon. The record is from RefSeq and is a predicted model, not a curated record. Bases 1 to 441 code for a protein of 146 amino acids. Gene Ontology annotation, molecular function: cysteine-type endopeptidase activity. Gene Ontology annotation, cellular component: lysosome.